AUGCCGUUGUCCAAUCAGAGGCUGAGCUUCACCACUGCUUCAAGAUGUUGGAUGUUGAGCCGAUGGUUUCUGUUGUUUCAGGCUCUGCAGCAGUUGGUGAGCAGCAGACAGACUCUGGAUCUGUCCCAGCUGCUGAAGGUCAAAGUUCACGUUGUCUGCCGGCAGCAGGCCGACGCCGCCACGUUCAGCCUCAGCUGGUCGGCCGUCUGUCCUGCCGUCCCGCUGGACGUCCAGCCGGUCCGCGCCGUCCCCAUCAUCCCCACCGCCCUGCUGAGGGCGCUGACGGGCAUCGGCCGACCAGCGCCCCCCGCUGGCCGGCAGAGAGGGUUUUUGACCAUGGAUCAGAGCAGAAAGCUGGUUCUGCUGCUGGAGUCGGACCCCAAAGCCUCCAGCCUGCCGCUCGUCGGCCUCUGGCUGAGCGGCGUCACACACGCCUACAACCCUCAGGUUUGGGCCUGGAGCCUCAGGUUCAUGUUCGGCUCCGCCCUGCAGGACAGGGUUCUGUCUGAGCUCGGCUGCUUCCUCCUGGUCGUGUUUGGCUCCACCCACAGAACCCCUCAGUUCUUCCAGUGCCGAGAUUCCCGACCGGGACCGGGAGCCCAGCUGGACUUCCAGCUGCUGACGGCCUCCCAGGCCGCCACGCUCUACCAGCAGGUGGCGCCAGUGGACGGCGGAGCGCUGCGGUGCGAGUUGGUCCCAGAGGAUCCCAGCAGGCAGGGCGAAGCGUUCAGAACGGCUCACGCCGCCUUCAGCAGGGCGACGCCUCCAGCUGCCGGUCCGUCCGUCAGCGAUCAGGACUCUGGAGUGGAGGAUGAGGACUUUUCUCCCCGACCGUCUCCGAGCCCCCACCCUCCAGCAGCUCAGGCUCGCCGCGUCCAGCCGUCCGUUCCUGAACUCUCCCUGCUGAUCGACGGCAGCUUCUCCUCCAAUCACAGCGGGGGGCAGCACUCUGGCCCCGCCCACAGGCUGCCUCCAGCCAACAGGAAGCCGGCUUCCCCCACCGCCUCUUCAUCAGCGGCACAGCCUCCUCCUCUUCCUCACCUCCACAGCACACCGAACUCCAACCUGCAGCAGCCCUGCGCCUGCUGCUCCGCCCACAACUGCACCUCCAUCUUCCCCUCGCCAGUGCUCCUCCCUGCUGCCGUUGCUCCUCACAUCCAGCAAUCUGCUCCUCUUCGUCCCUCUUCCUUUCCGAAAGCAUCUUCGCCCCUCGCCUCCUCUCAGCACUACACCCCCAAACAUCCAUCCACUCCUCCUCUUCCUCCUGUCUGCUCCUAUAAACAGACUCCUCCUCCUCUUCUUCCUCCCUGCAGCCAUCCGUCCACUGCUCCUCUUCCUCCUUCUCUUCUUCCUCCCUGCAGUCAUCCGUCCACUCCUCCUCUUCCUCCUCCUCCUCUUCCUCCCUGCAGUCAUCCGUCCACUCCUCCUCUUCCUCCUUCUCUUCUUCCUCCCUGCAGCCAUCCGUCCACUCCUCCUCUUCCUCCUCCUCCUCUUCCUCCCUGCCCCCACGCUCCUCCUGCCCCCCUGUGGCACGCAGACCCCCCCUCCCUCGCUCGCCCCCCCUGUGGGAAUCCCUGCUGUGAGAAAGUGGGCGGAGUCCUGACCUCUGACACCUACCAGCUGCUGCUGCAUCAGGACCAGCAGCUGCGCCUCCUGCAGGCUCAGGUCCAGAUGCUGCUGGAGGCCCAGGGGAAGCUGCAGACCUCCGACCCGCAGGUCCAAACGGCGCCGCCCAGGAGCACCGCCAGCGUCGCCGUGGGAACGGGCGCCAGUCUGUUCUGGGGUCAAAGUCCCGACCGGCUGCUCCUGCAGGAGGAACCAGAACUCAAACCCGACCCCAGAACCCCGCCCUCAUUCUCCUCCAGCGCCUCCGCCUCGUCACAUGACCUGUCGCUGCACAAGCCAGAGGAAGGAGCGAGCUGCUCCCCAUCCGACCCCCACAGCACCAGCGGCCUGCAGAGUCCGGUUCUGGGAGAGAGUGUCAGCAUGUACGGACCUCCAGCAGAGCAGCAGAGCUUCUACCAGAACCUGAUGACUCAGCUCAGCAGCCGCCUGCAGGAGUCGGACAGCAGACAGGAAGAGGAGGACGACUCCAACAGGAAGAGCCCGUCUGCGUCCCACCACUCCCAGUCCUCCCACCACUCCCAGUCCUCCCAGCUGUCCUCUUCCUCAUCCGACAGGGAGCGGGACCAGAAAAAGAAGAAGAGGAGUCCGGACGGUGACGCUGUGACCCGAGCGACGCUGCGGCGGCUGCAGCAGCUCGGCGUCGCCGUGGAUACGGAAAAUCUGACAGAGUCGGACAAGAACCGAAUCAGAGCGGUGGAGACGGCCAGCACCUUGGCGACCAUCAACCCAGCGGCGGUCGUCUCUAGGCUGACCGUCUCCGAGGCGACGGGCAGCGGUCUGUUCGCCGGCGGCAGCGUGGACCUGAGCCUGGAGGCCAACGCCAUCGCCCUGCGCUACCUCAGCCAAUCACAGCUCAGCAGGCUGUCCCUGGGAGGCCACGCCCCCUCCGGCUGCGGCGACUCCCUGCUGUCUCCUAGCAACAUGUCCCUGGCUACCAGGAAGUACAUGAGGCGCUACGGCCUGAUCGAAGAGGAGGAGGAUGAGGAGGAGGUCAGAGGUCAGGAGGCCCGACAGCCGCUGACUGAUGCUCUGAACCUGCAGUCCCUCCCACAGAGUCAGCUGAUCCGGGAGCUGCGGCCCAAAAUGCAGCUGCUGGCCGGAACCAGAACCGGCGAGGAGAAAGAAAACCGAAUGGUGCCGGUGGGCCGGACAGGUCCAAACGGGCCGCAGCCGGAGGGAUCGGUCGGGAACAUCCUGGACCUGAGCCGCCUGAGGCAGCUGCCCAAGCUGUUCUGACCCAACAGAACCAGAACCAAACCUGGACUUACUUUAAUACAUGUGAACUUUAGAUGAAAUCAGGUUCUGGUUCUCUUGGACCAGAACCCGGUCAGAUCAGCUGAUCGUAUUUUUUUUGUUUUCUGGUUUUUAUGUGAAACUUCUU
This is a messenger RNA of Xiphophorus maculatus (southern platyfish), 3007 nucleotides long. It is a transcript of the gene stil, whose product is annotated as SCL-interrupting locus protein homolog. Gene Ontology annotation, cellular component: centrosome; centriole. NCBI's taxonomy places the organism in Eukaryota, Metazoa, Chordata, Actinopteri, Cyprinodontiformes, Poeciliidae. Bases 1 to 2862 code for a protein of 953 amino acids. The transcript is spliced from 13 exons. The record is from RefSeq and is a predicted model, not a curated record. Gene Ontology annotation, biological process: mitotic spindle organization; smoothened signaling pathway; protein localization to centrosome.